Molecule: messenger RNA, 1431 nt
Organism: Oncorhynchus masou masou (cherry salmon)
Lineage: Eukaryota; Metazoa; Chordata; Actinopteri; Salmoniformes; Salmonidae
Product: C-type lectin domain family 4 member E-like
Exons: 6
Coding region: 99-998 (299 amino acids)
Molecular function (GO): signaling receptor activity
Source: RefSeq, a predicted model, not a curated record
AAAGAGUAAGUAAUAAUAUGGGGAUGAGGUAGUCGGGUGGGCUAUUUACAGAUUGGCUGUGUACAGGUGCAGUGAUCGGUAAGCUGCUCUGACAGCUGAUGCUUAAAGUUAGAGAGGGAGAAAUAAAACUCCAGUAUCAGAGAUUUAUGCAAUUCGUUCCAGUCGUUGGUAGCAGAGAACUGGAUGGAAAGGCGGCCAAAGGAGGUGUUGACUUUGGGGAUGACCAGUGCAAUAUACCUGCUGGAGCGCAUGCUACAGAUAAAGACAGACACACAGGCGAUACAGAGAAGCAGAGACAGACACGAACACAGAGACAGACAGGAACACAGAGACAGACGCCAGACAUGACCAAGAAAGUCAAGUUUGACAGAGGUGAGAUGAAGGAGAGGAUUGUGGACAUCUACGUCAGUGCAGACACCCUGAGAGACCACGAGACCAGCACCAAGACAGAAGAUGUAGAACACACUUCAACUAAUGGACCGGGAGACCAGCACACAGAGCCUAAUAGCACAGGGAAGAGACCCUUCCUAGCUGUUGCAGUGUGUCUGGGGCUGCUGUGUGUUCUCCUACUGGCUUGGAUCAUAGGCCAGUCUGUUCAAUGCUGGAACAAGUUUGAAUCCUGUUGGUACUUCGUCUCUUCUGAGAGAAAAACCUGGAGUGAGAGCAGACAGGACUGUAUGGAGAAAGGAGCAGACCUGGUGAUCGUAAACAGCAGAGAGAAACAUAGAUUUCUCUUUGCCCUCAACAAGAGAUUCUGGAUCGGUUUGACUGACAAUGAGACUGAGGGGUCCUGGAAAUGGGUUGACGGCACACCACUGAUAACAAGUUACUGGAUGAUCAACCAGCCUAAUAAUGGACGAAGUGUUUCAACCUUUCCGGGGGAGGACUGUGUUGUACUACAAAAUGGACAAGACCAGCCUGAAAAGACAUGGAAUGAUAUAAAUUGUGCACAAAAACGUAUCUGGAUUUGUGAGUUGUGUAACAAAAACCUACUGUAACAACUACCCAUCCACCAUCUCCCCGUCUAUCUCUCUCUAUGACUCUCCCUCUCUCAUUCUGUCUCCAUACUUACUCAUUUAUGUUUGUUUCAUUCUGAACAUAUGAAUCACUUUCCCAUUUACUUCCUGGGAUGCAUUAGUAGCUUCCUGUCUUCAGUGGUUAAAUGGACACAUCAGACACAGACAAUGAUUGAGACACAUCACUGAAAGUAAACAGCUGCAUUAGAACAGACAGAAGGGACCAGUAUGAGAUUGUCAAGUCAGUACAGUCGACUCCUGAUAGGUGCACAUCAGAUAAGUGUGAGACCUGGGUUCAAAUACAACUUGAAAUCGUUCAAAAGCUUUGAGCGUUUGCUUUAGCCUGCCUUCAGAGCCAGGUGGGUACUGGGAAUUGUCUGUUGCAACAGAAGUAUUUUAAAUUAUGUUCAUAUAG